This is a messenger RNA of Tetrahymena thermophila SB210, 1611 nucleotides long. Its product is annotated as WD domain, G-beta repeat protein. The transcript has 3 exons. Gene Ontology annotation, molecular function: protein binding. Lineage: Eukaryota; Ciliophora; Oligohymenophorea; Hymenostomatida; Tetrahymenidae. The record is from RefSeq and is a predicted model, not a curated record.
AUGUCAAAGCUAGGUUAUCAAAUGAGUUUAAAUCCUUUGGAAGAUAAUAAAAGAAAAUGCAUGUUGCAUGGAUUAGCAGUAGAGUAUUAUUGUAAUGAGUUAAACUGUAAAGGAAAUACAAGAGAUUUAUGCAAAGAUUGUCUCACUUAAACAAUUCACGAAACACAUAGUCAUUUGACAGUAGGAGAAACUGUGCAAAGGCUAUUGAACUUUUAGAGAAAGAUUGAAAAUAGUGAUUUCAAUAAUUCAUCUAACUACAAGCAAAAAGGAUAUGAAAAAGACUAAAUAAAAUAAUUCUUUAAUGAAAUGAGAAAUAACAUUAUGGAAACUUUAAAUAAAAUAGAAAUGUAGUUCAUGCAUUCAAUUGAUACUAUGGAGGGAUUUGAUCAUUCAGAAAAAUACAACUUAAUGCAAGAGUUUUUGAAUUCUGUCAAAACUGGAAACUACAUCACUAAUUAAAACCCUGAAGUUGUUCAUCUAGGUUUGCAAGUCUUGCAUUACCAAUAAUCACCUAAAUAUUUCAUACAAUAAUACUACUCAGAAGGAAAGACAGGGACAGAAAGUUUAUUAAAUGGCAUCAGAUAGCACAUAGAAGCUCUUGAUAAUGAAUUAACUAAAUUUGCCAAUUUCAAAGCAAAUCCUAUUUUGAAAAAGAAUUUAACAAAACUAUCCAAAUUAGUUAAAGACCCAGAUGAGCCUUUCCUUCCAACAUUUAAAGAUAAAAUGAAAUUAUUUACAAGUGCACAAAGUCCAAUCUAUUCUGUAGAAGUGAUGAAUGAAGAUUGGCUAGUAGCUGGAGAACAUGAAAAAAAUGUGUUGAUUUGGGAUUUGAAAACUAAUAACUAGAUUUUCACAUUGUCUGGGCACUAGUCCUUCGUUUGGUGUGUCUGUCCUUUAAACAAAGACACUCUUGCUAGUGGCAGCGGUGAUAAAUCAAUUAGAAUUUGGUAGUUUGAUUAAUAAAGAAAAUUCGAUAGCUAUGAAGUGAAAAUAUUGAAUGGUCAUUCAGCAGCAGUUAGAUGUAUUAUAAAAUUAAAUGAUAUUACUAUAGCCAGUGCAGGAGAUGAUCACACUAUUAAAAUAUGGGAUUGGGCAUCUCAGACUCUCAUAAGAACACUCUCAGGGCACAGUGGUUCUGUGACAAGUCUCUGCAGACCAAGUUACGAAGAGAUUCUUUCUGGCAGUAAAGAUGGUUAUAUCAUGAUAUGGAAGUGGUAACAAAUAUCAGGACCUCGCCUUAGUUCAUAAUGCAUACUCUAAAUUAAAGCUCAUGAAGGUGGUGUUUAAACUGUUUGCUAGUUGUCUAAGACAGAAGUUGCUAGUGGUGGAUAAGACAAAACUAUAAAAAUUUGGAAUUGGGCAACUGGAACGUGUAUUAGAACUUUGUCUGGUCAUACUGGCAGUAUUUGGAAGAUAUUAAAGCUAUCAGGUGAAGAGAUAGUAAGCACUGCAAAUAAUAGCUCUAUAAAAUUCUGGAACUGGAAAACAGAAUCUCCAGCAAUUCGCUCUUUGGAUAGGGCUCAUUAAGGUGAUGUAUAUAGUGUGUGCAGAUUAAACUAAGAUACAAUAGUAACUGUCGGUGCUGACAAUAGAAUUAAAAUGUGGUCUUGA